Blastomyces dermatitidis ER-3 is the source of this 599-nucleotide messenger RNA. RefSeq lists its product as uncharacterized. Lineage: Eukaryota; Fungi; Ascomycota; Eurotiomycetes; Onygenales; Ajellomycetaceae. The record is from RefSeq and is a predicted model, not a curated record. The transcript is spliced from 2 exons. The coding region runs from base 1 to 312 and encodes 103 amino acids.
AUGGCCUCCCAAAAUAAGAUGUCCCUAUCCGAUGACAUUAACGACGAACUUAAAUCGAAACUUGCAGAGCAACAGCAGCUUCGACAAAAGGCAUUAGAGCUGGAAGAGUUUGUUAAAUCUCUGCAAGGCCGGGUUCCUGAGUUAAAAUUACUUUCUUCCAGCGCCCAAAAGUCGCGGGGGUUGCGUGAUCUCGAGGAAACUUUGACUCCUGAGCAGGAAAUGAGGGAGCAUGAAGCGGAAUUGGACGCGAUCAGAGGAAGGAUCAUUGUCUUGCAGCAGGCUAUCACGUUGCUGUCGCAGCAGGGGAAUUGAAUAAAACAAUUAAAAGUGACCAAGGUAUCCAAGAAGGGAGGGACCCAAUAACACUUGCAAUGUCGGAUCGUCGGCAUAAUUGACGGAUAUCUGCGAGGCCACGAAUCUUGGACAUGAAUUUCGGGUUCUCUGGUUGUUUUCCUAGUUCGGGAACUGGGAUGGGGUCGGGUUCGAUCGGUUCUAGUCCUGCCAGUGCUAAUUCUUUCUUGAAAUCCUUAAGCUCGGACAUUGUUUUCUGUAAGGCUUCCACUUGCGGUUUCCGCAGAUUAAGAUUAAAGAAUGUUUCC